This is a messenger RNA of Rhizophagus irregularis DAOM 181602=DAOM 197198, 1230 nucleotides long. RefSeq lists its product as uncharacterized. NCBI's taxonomy places the organism in Eukaryota, Fungi, Glomeromycota, Glomeromycetes, Glomerales, Glomeraceae. The record is from RefSeq and is a predicted model, not a curated record.
ACCACUGAUAUUAGACAACCACAUGUAUCUUCAACUACGAUAGUAGAAAGUGGUCAUUGUGAAGUUGGUAAAAGUUUCGGAAUGGGUUCUUAUUUUAAUUUAAAACAUACUAUAAAAAUUUAUUAUGAAAUACAUGGAAUUGGCCCAAAUAAAUUACUUUUUAUCAUGGGACUAAAUAAUACAGCAGAAAGUUGGGAUCAUCAAAUCAACUAUUUUGGAAAUCAUCCCGAUUACCAAGUAUGCGUUUUUGAUAAUCGUGGUGUUGGUUAUUCAGACGCACCGGCGGGAUUCUAUAGCACAAGUCAAAUGGCACAUGAUGUAAUCGAUUUAUGUGAAUACUUAGGAUGGACAAAAAAUAUUCAUCUAAUUGGUGUUUCGAUGGGUGGUAUGAUUUCACAAGAAUUGGUGCUAGCCAAACCACAAUACUUUAAAUCUCUCUGUUUAACUUCUACAACACCAGGAAUGACAUUACCUCCGUUGUUAUGUGUCACUACGUUGAGUAAAUUAAUGUUUAUUAGAAAUCCACUUGAUAAAAUUGACAUUGUUGUAAAAUUGUUAUUUCCAAAUGAAUGGUUAAGAGCUCCUGCUCCUCCAGGUUCAUCUCAUGCAACAAAUGAAGAACAUAUAUUAGAGACAUAUCGUCAACGAAUAGCAAAACGUGGAAUUCAACCUGUUAAUGGAGCAAUUGGUCAAAUGGCUGCGUGUAUCCGUCAUUAUUGUUCUCCUAGUCGUCUUCAUCGCAUUAAAUGUUAUAUUUCACAGAUUUUGGUUAUAACAGGAACUUUGGAUAACUUAAUUAAUCCAGCAAAUAGUCACUAUUUAGCAAAACAAUUAAAUGCAGAUUUUGAAUGUUGGGAAGGAUCUGGUCAUGCAUUACCAAAUGAACAAGCUGAACGAUAUAAUAAUUUAUUAGAUUUGCAUUUUAGAAAAUCUGGUCUAAUUAAUACAGACGAUUAAUUAUUUGUAAUAUAUUAUAAAUAUCACAUAUAUUUGUCUGGACCCUGGAGCACUAGAUUAUGUGAUACUUUUCUUAAUGACCCCUGAAAUUUACCAAGAUCGCGUAAUACUGGUUUGUACGACGGACUUAGACGGUUUCCAUUUUCCUAGUAAUUAUUUAAUUGAAGUUAAACUGGUUUAUUUUUAAUAAAUUAUUUAAAGAGAUAUAUUAUUACAAGUUAUUUAUAUCAUGAAUAAAGUUUAUAAAAUAAUAUAUGCAAAGUUUUAAUAAUU